AUGGCUGUGUGGGGGUCCGGGGACCCUCGGUGGAUCGUGGAGCAGAGAGCUGACGGGACCAACGUCAACAACUGGCACUGGACGGAGCGUGAUGUCAGCGGCUGGUCGUCGGAGCGUCUCCGUCAGCUGCUGCUGGCGGUGAAGGUGGAUGGUCCAGAGGGCACCGCCGCCAUCACCGACGUCAACAAACUGGAUGGAGAAGCUUCUAUCAACAACCGCAAAGGAAAACUCUUCUUCUUCUACGAGUGGACGCUGAGGGCCAACUGGCUGGGGACGUCCUGCAAUGGCGUGAAGUUCAGAGGAACCGUCGAUGUGGCGAACCUGUCAGACGAGAACGACAUGGACGACCUCGACAUCUCUGUGUCUCUGUGUAAAGACCAGCCCAACACGCCGCUCCUCGACCUCAUGAAGAAGCGUGGCGUUCCGGAGGUCCGAAGAGUUCUGGGCCAGUACGUCCACCAGCUAAAAUCAGAGUUCAGUCAGGGGAUGAUCCUUCCCACCACCGACCAGCCGAAGCCACAUCAACCUCCUCCGGUCCAGAAGAACCAGAAAAGCUCUGCCCCGAGGUGCUCAUCAAGCCCCGCCCCCUCCCCCACAGGCAUUCGGAUCUCAACCUGCUCCUUCAAGCUGGAGGAAACUUUCCAAACAUCACCUGAUGAGCUGUACCGGACCUUCAUCAGCCAAGAGUUCGUGCAGGUAUUUACGCGCUCAGCGGCGGAGGUGGACGGGCGGCGUGGUGGGCGGUUCCAGAUGUUGGACGGGAGCGUCUGUGGAGAGUUCACAAACCUGGUACCGGACCGGAGGAUAGAGAUGAGGUGGCGGUUCAGGACGUGGCCCAGUGAACACUAUGCCACCAUCAGUCUGCAGCUGGAGGACCGGGGAGACGACACGCAGCUCAUCAUGGACUGUCGAGGAGUCCCUGUGGGCGAGGAGGACGCCACCAGAGAGGGCUGGCGCCGGUUCUACUUCCACGCCAUCAAACAGACAUUUGGAUACUGAGCCCUGAGGCUCGACUGACAGGCUGCUUAAGGGGACAGAUCAACAAUUAGGAUCCAGAAUGUGGUGUCCUUCAGGAAGGUCUCCUUCAGGAGGGCCUC
Molecule: messenger RNA, 1097 nt
Organism: Centropristis striata (black sea bass)
Lineage: Eukaryota; Metazoa; Chordata; Actinopteri; Perciformes; Serranidae
Product: activator of 90 kDa heat shock protein ATPase homolog 1-like
Exons: 9
Coding region: 1-999 (332 amino acids)
Biological process (GO): protein folding; positive regulation of ATP-dependent activity
Cellular component (GO): cytosol
Molecular function (GO): protein-folding chaperone binding; ATPase activator activity
Source: RefSeq, a predicted model, not a curated record